Messenger RNA from Callorhinchus milii (elephant shark), 2231 nucleotides. RefSeq names its product choline dehydrogenase (gene chdh). The transcript has 7 exons. Lineage: Eukaryota; Metazoa; Chordata; Chondrichthyes; Chimaeriformes; Callorhinchidae. The record is from RefSeq and is a predicted model, not a curated record. Bases 1 to 1848 code for a protein of 615 amino acids. Gene Ontology annotation, cellular component: mitochondrial inner membrane. Gene Ontology annotation, molecular function: flavin adenine dinucleotide binding; choline dehydrogenase activity.
AUGCUCCUCGCCUCCCGGGCCGUUUUUUUAACGGCGGGCGCCCUGGCGACCAGGACCGCGUGCCGACCGACCUCCCCGGUCGGAGCCGGGCUGUCGGGGCGGGUGCUGGGGGCCACCUUGACCCUCCGGCAGCGUCGCGACCUGAGCGCCGCGGCCCCCGCCGGGUACGACUACGUGAUCGUGGGGGGGGGCUCGGCCGGCUGCGUGCUGGCUAACCGCCUGACGGAGGGGACGGGGGCCACGGUGCUGUUGUUGGAAGCCGGGCCCAAGGACACGGUGCUGGGCAGCAAACGCCUCCUGUGGAAGAUCCACAUGCCGGCCGCCCUGAUCUACAACCUGUGCGACGACAAGUACAACUGGUAUUACCACACCACCCCCCAGCGGCACAUGGGAGACCGGGUCUUGUACUGGCCUCGGGGGAGGGUGUGGGGGGGCUCCUCGUCCCUCAACGCCAUGGUGUACAUCCGGGGACAUGCCGAGGACUACAACCGCUGGGCGGCCCAGGGCGCCAGCGGCUGGGACUACGAGCACUGCCUACCCUACUUCAGGAAGGCUCAGAACCACGAGCUGGGGGCGAACCCCUACCGGGGGGGGGAUGGACCCCUGCACGUGUCCCGAGCCAAGACGCAGCACAUCCUUCACCAGACCUUCCUGGACGCAGCACAGCAAGCCGGGUAUCCCUUCACCGAGGACAUGAAUGGCUUCCAGCAGGAGGGGGUCGGUUGGAUGGACAUGACCAUUCACCGAGGUAAAAGAUGGAGCGCAGCGAGUGCGUACUUGCGCCCAGCGUUGACACGCCCCAAUCUGUCAACGGAGGUGCAGGCGUUCGUGACCCGCAUCCUGUUUGAGGGCACCAAAGCCGUGGGCAUCGAGUACACCCAGGGUGGCGAGAAGAAAAAGGGUCUUAUUGGCCGCCAGGUCUACGCUCACAAGGAGGUGAUCCUGAGCGGAGGAGCCAUCAACAGCCCACAGCUUCUGAUGUUAUCGGGGGUCGGGAACGCAGACGACCUCAAGCAGCACGGGAUACCUGUGGUCUCCCACCUCCCCGGGGUGGGUCAGAACCUUCAGGAUCACUUAGAGCUCUACGUACAACAGGGCAGCACCCAACCCAUCACUUUAUAUCAGUCCCAGCAACCUCUCAACAUGGUCAAGAUCGGUCUGGAGUGGUUUCUGAAAUUCACAGGAGAGGGAGCGACUGCUCACUUGGAGACCGGAGGAUUCAUCAGAAGUCGCCCUGGAGUAACCCAUCCUGAUAUCCAGUUCCACUUCUUACCCUCGCAGGUCAUAGACCAUGGGAGGGUGGCACCAAAUGCAGAAGCUUAUCAGGUCCACGUUGGCUCAAUGAGACCCACCAGUGUGGGGUGGAUGAAGCUGAAGAGUGCAGAUCCCAAGGACCAUCCAAUCCUCGAACCAAACUACCUCGCCACAGAGAUUGACGUUUGGGAGUUGAGGGAGUCCGUCAAGCUCACCAGGGAGAUCUUCCUGCAGAAAGCCUUCGACCAGUUCCGAGGUCCCGAGGUGACCCCUGGGAAGAGCGUGCAGACGGACGAGGAGAUCGACCGCUUUGUGAAGGAGAAAGCGGACAGCGCCUACCACCCCUCCUGCACGUGCAAGAUGGGGCAGUCCAAUGACCCCUUGGCUGUGGUGGACCCCGAGACCCGGGUUUUCGGGCUGGAGAACCUGCGCGUGGUGGACGCCUCCAUCAUGCCCAGCUUGCCCAGCGGCAACCUCAACGCCCCCACCAUAAUGAUCGCCGAAAAGGCCGCCGACAUCAUCAAGGGGCUCCCCUCCCUCUGCGCCCAGGGGAUCCCCGUCUACAAACCCCAAAGCCUGGACACCCAGCGGUAAAACCAGACCCGGAGACAGGCCACCGACCCGCACCGCACAAGAAGGAGUCUCGUUGUAAGGACGUCCAGCAUGUUGGGGGCGGAGGGGAAAGGGGGUAGAAGGGUGGGGAAGAAGGGGGGGGGGGUGGGGUGGGAAGAGAAGUGUCAGCCAGAGUUCUGAGAUGGAGGGGGAAAAAUUUGGACCCGGCUUUGCACUCGAUCAUCAUUCCGCAGUCAGGAAGGGAGGAAGGUUUUGAAAUGGGUUCAACGUCACUUUUCUUUUAGGCUGUAGAUGACAGCGACACGACUUUUACACAGCGUCCUUCAGGCGGGUUGGGUAGGGUUGGGUAGGGUAGCGUCCUGGAGUGCUUGACAGUGGCGGUGAGCCAGGGGGUGAGGGAGGGG